AUGGACAGUAACUCAGUGAUAAUAAGAUCUCUAAAAUUGGGGGAAACGGAACAGAAGGUGGCAACAGUGGAACUCCCACGAGAAAAAGCAAUAAGAUUAACGAAGAUGGGGACGGUAAAAAUUGGUUGGGUACAGUGUACAGUCAAGGAAAGGGUAGCAGUAGCAAGAUGCUACAACUGUCCGGAUAUCGGACACAUAGCUGUGGAUUGCAAAAAACCUAAGGCGAAGGAGGAAACUUGCAUAAACUGCGGGGAGCAGGGACAUAGGACAAAAGACUGUAAAAAUUCGACAACUGCCCUACAUGCGAAAAAAGUGGACAUUGACUGGACCAAAUGGCGUGCCCAAGAUUUAAAAGCGCCAUAG
Molecule: messenger RNA, 363 nt
Organism: Psylliodes chrysocephalus
Lineage: Eukaryota; Metazoa; Arthropoda; Insecta; Coleoptera; Chrysomelidae
Source: the annotation of a GenBank genome assembly